AGAUCAGUGAGUUUAUGUAUAGGGUGCCCGGAAAUUUUUCCAAAUAAACACAGCUUGAUUCAACUUGGGUGGGCAGGCUUAUCAACAGACUAAUUCUCUAAACAAAUGAAGGAAAAACCCAGAAACCCAUUGGCUGGUACCAGAAAGACACGUGGAGAAAGCUUGGAGGUUUUUUUCCCCCCUUCUUCUUUUGCAAUGAAAUUUUAAUUAAUGUGGGUGGGCUGAGAAUUGGAGGACUGUUUAUCAUAGACAAUUUAUUUUCCAGUGCUAAGUCAACAUAAAAUAGCAAACUUACAACAAUUAUUUAACAUUUUUAAGCAAUGAAAAAGGGGACAGGGAGAGUACAAGCUGGGGAGGUUAGACUGGUGGGAUCCAGACUGCAGCUGAAGGAAAGCCCUACAGGAAGGCUGUACAGCUCUCUCCUGCUUCUCUAGGCACAGUCCUGCAGGAAAGCUUCACUAUGAGCAGGAUAUACAGCAGCCCCCUGCCUCAGCUAGGGAGUGACUUACACAGAUCCCCACUCGUCUACCUGUAUGGGGCAGAAAGGGCACUGGUGCCAGCCUUGGGCUUUGCCUCUACCAAUGUCAUCUCCAGACAAGAACCACCACAGAAGCCACCUUACAGUUACAUUGCCUUGAUUGCCAUGGCUAUUAAGGACUCCCCGGAUCAUAGAGUAACUCUCAAUGGAAUUUACCAGUUCAUUAUGGACCGCUUUCCUUUCUAUCACGACAACAAGCAAGGUUGGCAGAACUCUAUCAGGCACAACCUCUCUCUCAAUGACUGCUUUAUUAAAGUGCCCAGGGAGAAGGGAAGACCUGGCAAGGGAAGCUACUGGACUCUGGACCCCAAGUGCCUUGAUAUGUUUGAGAAUGGGAACUUCAGGCGCAGGAAAAGGAAGCCCAAGCCCAUUUUAUGUCAGGAAGGCAAGAGGCACAAGGCGGAGGCUGCAGAAUACAGGCUGGCAGAUGCUGCCUGUAAGGGCACUACCUGCAAGGUGGCAGGUAACACCGGGCAAAAUGGGAGCCAAGAUGCCCCCCUUGGCAGGAAGCCAACUUCUGCUUGCGAGAAAGACUCGGCAGGGGAGAUGUCUUCUUCUGAGGAUGAAGGGGGCUCUGGGGAUUACAUUAAAACCUCUCCAGCUCCUGAAUGUCAUAACCAAGAGCGGACCUCUGGCACCUACUGGAACAGCCUGCACCCAUCCUUCUACGUGUCAGUUCCUCUCCUGUCCGACCAGGUGACCUUAUCUAGCAAGAGGGAGGGGAGCCAAGCACAUGAGCAAGGCAACAGAUUGCUAGCCUGUGGGGCACAGGGGCAUUUAGGAGCCCCCAGCCCGGGAUCUAACAACGAGAAAGCAGGAGCCACUGAUGCCAACUGUAAGGAGGCUGAGCAACUAUCGCAGAAAAGCGCCAGGAGCUUCAGCAUAGACAGCAUCCUAUCUAGAAGUGACCAAUCGGCGCCAGAGUGUGGGGCCCCGGCACCCCCUGCUGUGUCAAAGGUGCCAGAGGACAAUGUAGCGGCUAGUUAUAGGUGCCAUGCGGCUGUGCCAAGCCCUUCUCUCUGCCCCCUCUUCAACGCCUCCCUAAUGGUUGAUCCCCAGGUGCAAGGUAAAUUCUACCAGAUCGGGCUCCCUAUCAUUUCCUAUUUCCCCUUAACCCUUUCAGACGCACGUUUUGCCCAGUAAAGUGAUGUAGUUGUGAGUAAUUGUUACCACAGCUGUAAGAAUGAAUGUGGAAACCCUGUCACUCUCCAAAUGCUGUUAUACUACGACUCCCAGCAACCCCCCCCCCCCCUCAGCAGCAGCAGUGGGCUUGCCUUGUAAUGCUAGGAGUUGUAGUUCGACAGCAUCAAUGGGAAACGAGAGGAGAGUGCAAGACACAUCUUCAAAUUAAAGGCAGGAAAUACUUUUGUAUAUUUAUAUAUCAUAGCAUUGCUUCUCCUUAUCCAUCGACUGCCUGAACUGUAAGUACAUAGUACAGCUCUCUGUCUCCCCAAUGGCAGUAGCCCAUAGCCAAGCUUAGUUAGUUCUUGUGCAAACCUUAUAUACAGCACGCUGCUUACACUACUCAUACUUCCACUAGCAUCAUUUUUUGUAUUUGUCACUGCUGUUCCUAUUUAAUGCUGUUUUGGUUGUUGGAAUAAUGGAGUAUUUGCUGGAAGAUGUAGCAGCCCCACAGCUGGUUUAUGGCAUUGGUUUUACCCUACUCCAUUCUGGAAUAAAAGCUCUAUUUCUA
Molecule: messenger RNA, 2231 nt
Organism: Xenopus tropicalis (tropical clawed frog)
Lineage: Eukaryota; Metazoa; Chordata; Amphibia; Anura; Pipidae
Gene: foxl1
Product: forkhead box L1
Exons: 1
Coding region: 461-1681 (406 amino acids)
Biological process (GO): animal gross anatomical part developmental process; regulation of DNA-templated transcription
Cellular component (GO): nucleus
Molecular function (GO): DNA-binding transcription factor activity; DNA binding; sequence-specific DNA binding
Source: RefSeq, a predicted model, not a curated record